Messenger RNA from Lonchura striata (white-rumped munia), 1479 nucleotides. NCBI's taxonomy places the organism in Eukaryota, Metazoa, Chordata, Aves, Passeriformes, Estrildidae. The record is from RefSeq and is a predicted model, not a curated record.
AUGGUGGGAAUAUCAAAAGUUUGGAUGUGCUGGAUGCCAUGGGCACUGGGGGGUGAUGGGUGGACACACCAGCAGCCCUGUCCCAUCAACCACUGUGCCUGCCAGGUGCCCUUCUCAGUGGUGUUGUGCCAACACCUGCCCGGGGGCACAGACUGUGAGCAGCUGGUGGGCUCCUCAGCAGUGUACCGGGUCUGUUUUGGCACUGCCUGCUUCCACCUGGCACAGGCUGCCCUGCUGCUCAACGUGCGCUCCAGCUCUGACUGCCGUGCGCAGCUCCACAAUGGGUUCUGGGUCCUGAAGCUGCUGGUGCUGGUGGGCCUCUGGGCCGCAAGCUUCUUCAUCCCUGAGGACAACUUCAUCCAAGCCUGGCACUACACGGGUGUCUGUGGGGGCUUCGCCUUCAUCCUCAUCCAGCUGGUGCUGAUCACAGCCUUUGCACACACCUGGAACAAGAACUGGCUGACAGGCGCUGCACAGGACAAGCGCUGGUAUCUGGCCGUGCUGUUGGCCACGGCUGCCUUCUACACCCUUGCCUCUGCCGCCUUCUCCUUCCUCUACAAGUUCUACACCCACCCAGCUGCCUGCCACCUCAACAAAGCACUGCUUGCCAUCAAUGGCAGCCUCUGUGGCAUCAUGUCCUUCAUCUCCAUCACGCCGUGUGUGCGGCUCAAGCAGCCGCGGUCAGGGCUGCUGCAGUCCUCAAUAAUCAGCUGCUACGUGAUGUACCUCACCUUCUCUGCGCUGUCCAGCCGCCCUCCAGAGAAAGUGCUGUACCAGGGGCAGAACCUCACUGUCUGCUUCCCGGGCGUCCGGCAGGAUGAGCUGCAGACAGAGGACACCACCGUGGCUGUGCUGGGCGCUGCUAUCAUGUAUGCCUGCGUGCUCUUUGCAUGCAAUGAAGCCUCAUACCUCGCUGAGGUCUUUGGGCCCCUCUGGAUGGUCAAAGUCUACAGCUUUGAGUUUAAAAAACCUUCCUGUUGUUUCUGCUGCCCUGAGAAGAUGGAGGAGGAGCUGAGAGGUGAGUGCAGUGUCUGUGUGCAGGGAUGGGACAGUGGGCAGAGCCUGUGUCCCAGCCUGGGAGUGCCAUGCCCCCACACUCCCCCAGGCACUGACCAGACGUGUGAGCAAGUAGAGGAGAGUGCCAGGGGACAGUUCAUCAUCCAGGAUGAGCAGGACCGGGUGGUCUACAGCUACUCAGCUUUCCACUUUGUCUUCUUCCUUGCUUCGCUCUAUGUUAUGAUGACACUCACUAACUGGUUCAGCUAUGAGAAUGCAGUGCUGGAGACCACCUUCACACAUGGCAGCUGGUCAGCCUUCUGGGUGAAGGUGUCCUCGUGCUGGGCUUGUGUCCUGCUCUACCUGUGGCUGCUGCUGAGCCCCUUCUGCCUCCAUGGCUCCCCACAGCACCGACACAGCAGUACAGGGCCACGCAUGGUGCGGCGCCGACGCACUCCACAGCGCAUCAACGUCUCCACAUAG